AUGGCCGGCGUGCAAGGCGGCGAGGGCGCCGACGACGAGUUCUUUAAAAGCGUCUAUUCCAACGACUACACGCCGCCCGCGCAGGCGCACGCGGCGGUCACGACGGAGAAGCGGAAGGGCGGGGACGACGCGGAGGUCGGUAGGCAGCGCGAUGAUGCGGGGACGGGCGUACCGACAGAUUUCGGCGGGAAGUACAGCAAGACGUGGGAGGCGAAGGCGAAGGCGGCGGAGCGCAACUGGAAGAAGCGGCGCGAGGACGACCUCACGUGCAAGAUCUGCGGGGAGGCGGGCCACCCCACUCAGGGGUGCCCCACUACCCUCGGCGGGGGCGGAGGCGGGGGGUUUGGUGGAGAGGCGGGCGGGCGCGGGGGCGGCGGAAAGCGCCAUGCGCCGUCCGCGGCGCACCCGUUCGUGAUCAGCAUCGGGGUGGCGGACCGGCGCAUGCGGUCGCGGAUAAUCGGCACGGCGGGCAUGGUGGUGCAGGGCCUUGAGAAGCAGACCAACUGCCGCAUCCAGCUCGAAGACGAUCUCGCCGUCGGCGACGGCGCGUUUAUCGUCAAGAUCUCUGCGACCGAUCGCGACACGCUCGCGGCGGGGGAGAGCGUGUUGCGCGGGUAUAUCGAUCAGCUGCAGCUAGAUAGUUUGCGGAAGGGCGGCGGGAUUCUGGACGGGUCGGCGGCGGUGCAGAUGGCGCUGGCGGCGCUGGCGCACGACCCCGCGCAGCAGCAGCUGCAGCAGCAGCUGCAGCAGCAGCAGCGCAUGUGGGCGGCGGCGUCCGCGGAGGCGGCGGGGGAGGCGGAGAUGGUGAUUGGCGGAGAGGCGGAGGACGCGACGCUGAGGCUGAUCGCGGCGCAGCUGGAGGCGCAGCGGCAGGCGGGAGGGGCGAUGGUGGGCGCAACGGGAAUGGCGGCGGAUGGGGGGGCGCUGGUCGCAAUGGGGCCCAUGGGGGGGAUGGGCGCGAUUGGCCAGAUGGGGCUGAUGGGGGCGAUGGGGUCUAUGGGGUCUAUGGGGCCGAUGGGGCCGAUGGGGGCGAUGGUGCCUGGGGGCGCGGUGGGCGCGUAUGGGGGACAGGUAGAACCGAGUGGUAUGGGUGGUGCAGGCAUGCCGAUGCUGCAACUGCCGCCGCAGGCAGGGGUGCCGUCGUCGGUGGAGGAGCUAGAGGCGCUGGUGGCGGCGGAGACGGGCGCGCUGCAGCAGGCGCAGGCCAGAGAGGAGAAGGAGGAGACAGAUCGCCACAAUCUGAUGCGUUUCGAUCUUGAAACCGCAGCUCCAAACACCUCUCUCAACUGCUCAUUCCCCUUAACCCUCUUUCUGCCUGCCAAUCUCCCCCCUUCCCGUCUUUCCCCACUCCCCCACCUCCCUUCCCCCCGGCAGCGCAUGGAGGAGAUCCGCGGGCGGUUCACAGCGCUGGCGUCGACCCUCUCCUCCCGGCAGGCGCAGCAGCGCGCCCAGGGAGGUGGGGGGUACGGUUAUGAGGGCUAUGGGCAGCAGCAGACUGGCACCCAGGGGUGGCAGCAGCAGCAGCAGCAGCAGCAGCCACAGCAAGGAGCACAGCACAGCUACGGAGGGCAGGGUGGAGCAAACGAGUACAGCCAAACCCAGGGUUACAGUUACCACGCUGCUGCUGCUGGUCCCUCUGCUGGCAACGCAUGGAACCAGCCUGCACCCAAUCCCGGGGCGCAUGCCGGUGGGUACUCUGCUCCUGGUGCAGGACCAGGAGGGGGCGCUGGCUACAACUAUCAGCAGCAGCAGCAGCAGCAGUACCAACAGCAGCAGCAGCAGUACCAGCAGCAGCAGCAGCAGCAGCAGUACCCCCCUGGUACCAACCCUUCGCCAGGGGCAGGGGCAGGUGGGCCAGGAGUGCCAGGUGCUGGGCAGUACCAGUCGUAUGAAGCAAAUGGUUACCAGCAACCACCUGCCCCUGGUGCAGCCAGUGCAGGCUAUUAUCCUGGUCAUGGCGGGGGCCAGCAAGGUCCAAAUGCAGGGCCUCCAGGUACAGGACCGCCUCCAGGAGGCUAUUAUGGGACUGGAUAUUGA
Closterium sp. Naga37s-1 is the source of this 2037-nucleotide messenger RNA. NCBI's taxonomy places the organism in Eukaryota, Viridiplantae, Streptophyta, Zygnematophyceae, Desmidiales, Closteriaceae. The record is from the annotation of a GenBank genome assembly.